AUGUCCCUCCAAAAUACGUGGCACCACCGUAAAGUAGCCGAUACCGCCGCAAAAGCGUGUUUCAUCUGCUAUAAACCUUCGAAUAGUGUUCUAAUCACGCCGGAUAACAAAGACUUCUUUUACAUAUGUCCCGCACAUCUGAAAGAUCGCAAUUUCUGCUCUGCGGUUGUGGAUACGGCGGGGGCGCAGGCGAAGGGGAAGGAGGAGGCGUUGGCGAGGGAGAUUGAGAAGGUGAAGAGGGAGUAUGAGGAAAAGCAGCAACGGAAGAAGGAAAAGAGGAAGGAAAAGAAAGACGGAGAGGAGAAGAAAGAUGCAGACAAGGACAAGGAAAAAGAUAAGGAUGCUAAAUCGGAUGAGAAGGAGAGGGAUGAUAAGAUCGAGUCUCUCAAGAAGCAAGAAAAGCGACAAGGAAAUACACCAACAGACGACUCAGACUCACCGCGUGUAUUCUCUCUGCACAAGAACUUCUACCAAAUGCGCAUCGACCGCCUGCGUAAUAUCGAAGUAGCUAAGCGGAAUCGUCAACGGUUACAGGACCCAUCGCUGUUCCCAUCCGUUCCGUCGAGGGGUCUUUGA
Aspergillus ruber CBS 135680 is the source of this 576-nucleotide messenger RNA. RefSeq names its product AAA-ATPase Vps4-associated 1 family protein. Gene Ontology annotation, cellular component: endosome. The record is from RefSeq and is a predicted model, not a curated record. Lineage: Eukaryota; Fungi; Ascomycota; Eurotiomycetes; Eurotiales; Aspergillaceae. The transcript has 4 exons. The coding region runs from base 1 to 576 and encodes 191 amino acids. Gene Ontology annotation, biological process: vacuolar transport.